GCCCCGCCCCGCCCCGCCCCUCCCGGGAGCUGGGUCCGGAGUGCCUGGUGGGCUGAUUCUGGAGCGUGGAAGGGAGCACGGAGCACGGAGGCGAGAGGGAGGCGGUGGCGGUGGGAGGCGGGGAGGCGGGGACCCUCCUCGCCGCUCCCUGAAGUCGGCACGGAGCCGCCCCGGGCCGGGGCUAAGCGCUGAGCGGCGGCGGGGCCGGGAUGCGGGGCUCCCGGGACCGUGGCCGGCGCGCGGGGCGGUGGCGGGCGGGCGGGAGCUGUCCGCGGUGCUGAAGCAGCGGCGGCGACAGCGGCAGGGACGCGGGCCGGGAGCAGGGAGCUCUCCUGGAAGCUCCACCGCGGCUGCCUGCGAGGCGGGGACGCCGUCGCUCGCCGGCCCAUGCCCGGUCCCCGAGCCCCGCGAGGAGGCGGGACGGUCCGCAGCGCGACAGGUUCCGAGAGGACUGAGACUCCCCGCCCUGGCAACUGCAGGCAGAACCAUGGAGAGCCUGAGUGAACUUCAGAACCCACUGCUGCCAAGGAGCCCCACCCACCUCCACAGUCCCUACCCCUACCCGGAGGCCCCAGCCAGCUGGUCCUGCCAAGAGAAGCUUUAUUCCUACCUCCUAGGAGGUGCUGGUUCCUCUCGUACCCACCAGCUCCUAGACCCAGGGUCCCUACAGCUGGCCGUGGAGGCUUGGUAUCGACCCAGCUGCCUCCUGGGGAAGGACAAGGUCAAAGAGCCCAAAGCAGGCAGCUGUGAGACCAGCUUCACCGAGGCCAGGGAGCCCCCAGCGGGGCCCCCGGAACAGGGCUCAGAACCUGGUCAAACUGAGGAGGAUGUCACCAUCCACACUGUGUCCUAUGGGGUUCAAGAGGAGCUGCAGGGCCAGGAGGACAGCCAGGAGGAAGAGAGUGAUACAACCUCAACAGAGAGCGAAAGUGAAGACACCUUCCUCACCCUGCCUCCCAGGGACCACUUGGGGCUCACUCUCUUCUCCAUGCUGUGCUGCUUCUGGCCUCUGGGCAUGGCUGCCUUCUACUUCUCCCAGGGGACCAGCAAGGCCAUCUCCAAAGGGGACUUCCGCCUGGCCAGCACCACUUCCCGCCGGGCCCUCUUCCUGGCCACACUCUCCAUCGCUGUGGGGGCUGGUCUCUAUGUGGCUGUGGUGGUGGCUCUGGCUGCUUACAUGUCCCAGAAUGGCCAUGGCUAGUGGUCAGUAGGAUCCUCAUCCUGGCUCUCCUGGCCCACCAGAGGAAGGUGUAAGGCUUGGAACUCUGUACCCUAUGGAGAGCCUUGACCCUGAGGUGAACCUGUGACAAUUCUGCAGCCUACACAGCCCUCUUGUCCGCUACUUCCCGUCCCAGAGCAGGCCUGGUAUGGAUGGGAAGCAGGAGAGGCAGGGUUGUCCAACAGGCCUAGCCCAGCCUAGGCUGCCCACUCCCUUCAGGGCCUCAGUCUCACAGGCAGCUCAGUUCUCCCUCUUGACAGUUUCCCCACAGAGAAAAAGCAGGAGCUUCCGGGAAGAAAAAGGAGUGCCCGAGAAACAAAGGAUGUGCCCAGUCUUUUCAGCCCAUGGGGCUCUCCCCGGUACACAUCUUAAGCAGCUACCCCCACCCGCCAUGAUGCCCAAGAUCCACCAAUCAGAAAAGACAUACAUGGGCCCCAGCUAUCCCUUGCUCUUUCUGACUCUGGGUACUACAUGUCUCCCUUGUUAGUGUGUAAGAUACUCUGCGGCAUCUCCCAGGGUGGAGAUGGCGCUGGUGAGCUCUGUACUAAGAGCAGGUUGCUGGGGGCUUUUCUGUGCCAGACAAAAGGCAAGAGCAAUGUCGGAGAGGAUGGAGGCCUGGAACACCACAGGACCACAUGGCCCCCCUCCCUCUGCCCCCGUUCUUCACUCUCCCAUCCUUUCUGGGCUCUGCUGGGAGGGCCCUGAGAUGGUACCCCCCAGCAGGGGAGACUGAGAAGGGUGUUGUUACUCCCUAGCUAUUGAGUAGUGCGGAGUCCUGGAUCCAGACUUAUGGGAAAACGGUGAGAAGGGACUCUGGGAAGUGGGAAAUGUAGACAGAGGAGGGACGUGGGCAGGUGUGGACAGUGGAGCAGUCAGCAGUGCUCAGGAGGAGGUGUCCCCUGAGCAAAGUCCAGGAGGACUAGCAGAAUCCACAAGGGAUUUGCUUCUAUGUAACUCUCCAUGCUACUGGGCAAGGGUGUGUAAGAGCCUCCCAUGGAGGUUCCCGGGCUGUCAGGGUUCUGCCUGGAUUAUCCAGUCUGGAGUAAUUUUGUGCAGCCCUUUCUAAACCCUCCAUCAACCUAAGCAGGAAGGCCAAGCCUUUCUCUCCACCCAUGAUGCUUUCCCAUCUUCGGACGAUGGGGUAAUGGUGGUAAUGGCCCCUGAGCACCUUCACCGGUAACUGCCACUCAGGACUGCUUUCAAGGCCCUCCACCCCAAAACAACGACAGUUUCAGAGACACCAAGAGCAAAGGACUUGGAAGAACGGCAAGGCAGGCCCACUGGGGUUCAGCCUGCAGGAUAUUAUGCACGUUCUGGGGAACCUGGCCAUUUCCACGCUCUGGUUCCACCACUCACCGUCCUUGGUUCCCACACCCUCCCCACGCCCUUCACUGCAGGUAUUGUCCACGCUCCACCCCCUGCAGUGACGGUUUUAAUGUCCCCCGUAAGGUCUUUAUUUAUCCUGAUAAUAAACUUUUCUGUAAUACCUGGUGCCA
This is a messenger RNA of Onychomys torridus (southern grasshopper mouse), 2715 nucleotides long. It is a transcript of the gene Syndig1l, whose product is annotated as synapse differentiation inducing 1 like. NCBI's taxonomy places the organism in Eukaryota, Metazoa, Chordata, Mammalia, Rodentia, Cricetidae. Gene Ontology annotation, cellular component: intracellular membrane-bounded organelle; membrane. The coding region runs from base 488 to 1201 and encodes 237 amino acids. The record is from RefSeq and is a predicted model, not a curated record. The transcript has 4 exons.